AUGAAGCCAUUUAGUACCCCUGUACUGGCUAAACGAACAUACCGUGAACUGAAGCUUCUAAAGCACCUUCGUCACGAAAAUUUGAUUAGCUUAAGUGACAUUUUUAUUUCUCCGUUAGAAGACAUUUAUUUUGUUACCGAAUUAUUAGGAACCGACUUACAUCGAUUAUUAACGUCCCGUCCAUUAGAAAAACAGUUUAUCCAGUACUUUUUGUACCAGAUUCUUCGUGGACUUAAGUAUGUUCAUUCAGCUGGCGUGGUCCACAGAGACCUGAAGCCAAGUAACAUUCUCAUCAACGAAAAUUGCGACUUGAAGAUUUGUGAUUUCGGCCUUGCGCGUAUACAAGAUCCUCAAAUGACUGGAUAUGUUUCUACGAGAUACUACAGAGCUCCUGAGAUUAUGCUUACAUGGCAAAAAUACGACGUUGAAGUCGAUAUCUGGAGUGCUGGCUGUAUCUUUGCCGAGAUGUUAGAAGGAAAGCCAUUAUUUCCUGGUCAAGAUCAUGUUCACCAAUUUUCUAUUAUCACUGAACUGUUAGGAAGCCCCCCCGAAGACGUCAUUGACACUAUUGGAAGUGAAAACACUCUUAGAUUUGUCAAGUCUCUACCAAAAAGAGAGAGAAUUCCAUUAUCACAAAAGUUCAAAAAUGGCGACCCUGACGCUAUUGAUCUUAUGGAAAAGAUGCUUGUCUUUGAUCCUAGAAAACGUAUUACCGCCAGCGAUGCUCUAGCUCAUCCUUACCUUGCUCCUUAUCAUGACCCUACUGAUGAGCCUGUAGCUGACGAAAAAUUCGACUGGUCCUUCAACGAUGCUGAUCUGCCUGUUGACACUUGGAAAGUUAUGAUGUACAGUGAAAUUCUUGACUUUCACAAUGUCGACAGUUCUGCUGUAUCUGUUACGGGUGGUGGAGAGCAGGUACCAAUAAUUUCUGAUGCUAAAGAGGUUUCUGCACAAUAG
Molecule: messenger RNA, 957 nt
Organism: Sugiyamaella lignohabitans
Lineage: Eukaryota; Fungi; Ascomycota; Dipodascomycetes; Dipodascales; Trichomonascaceae
Gene: HOG1
Product: mitogen-activated protein kinase HOG1
Exons: 1
Coding region: 1-957 (318 amino acids)
Biological process (GO): protein phosphorylation; osmosensory signaling pathway; cellular response to oxidative stress
Cellular component (GO): cytoplasm; nucleus
Molecular function (GO): MAP kinase activity; ATP binding
Source: RefSeq, a predicted model, not a curated record